AUGUUAUUCCAGGCAGUGGAGUUGAGAAAAGGAGAUCCUGAUCGAACAGACGUGAGAAUCUUCGACGACCCCCUGCUGGACCGUCCAAAGUGGAAACACAAGAGACACUGGGCUACGCUACAGCUCAAGAGUGACUGGAAAGCCACUCAUCUAAACACACAAGUGACCGGGUAUCGGGACUCCUCGCAGUUCCCCACGUCUCACUUUCAGCCUUUCGGACUCGGAGUGAGCCUUACGCGAUCUAUGGAGAUUUUUGGCGUUUUCACCAAGCCUCAGAUCAGGAAACUCAAUUUCGCUCUCACAGCUCCCAGAGCAUUGGAAUAGUGUUCCACUGUCUCCCAGGUACUCUCAAUCCUUCCUGAAAACUUACUUUCUUUUGAACAUAAUAAUUCGAUUUAUACGGGGUCGGUGGUGUGUCGGGGCUAUAUACCUGGGGUGCCCCGGAGAAGCGUUAGGCGCUAACGGGUUCCAGGCUAGACCUGGCUGACAAAGCCUCAAACUCACUAAGCCGAGAAGUGUGCAGAAAAAGACG
Messenger RNA from Cantharellus anzutake, 532 nucleotides. RefSeq lists its product as uncharacterized. The transcript has 2 exons. Bases 1 to 324 code for a protein of 107 amino acids. The record is from RefSeq and is a predicted model, not a curated record. NCBI's taxonomy places the organism in Eukaryota, Fungi, Basidiomycota, Agaricomycetes, Cantharellales, Hydnaceae.